This is a messenger RNA of Penicillium concentricum, 186 nucleotides long. RefSeq lists its product as uncharacterized. Bases 1 to 186 code for a protein of 61 amino acids. The transcript has a single exon. Lineage: Eukaryota; Fungi; Ascomycota; Eurotiomycetes; Eurotiales; Aspergillaceae. The record is from RefSeq and is a predicted model, not a curated record.
AUGUUUGCUAGCUGCCACCUGAAAGUCGGUGACGUCGAGACACAUGCCAUGAACUUCGAACUUCGGAUUGCCGAACACCGCAGCACUGAGUCACCGGACCCUCCAAAAUGGGAUCCAAACGGGCUAUAUCACUCUAUCAAGCCUCGCCUGUGGGGCCGUGGAUAUCCGCCAGAUUAUUGUACCUAG